Anguilla rostrata (American eel) is the source of this 2221-nucleotide messenger RNA. RefSeq names its product chromobox homolog 8b (gene cbx8b). Bases 91 to 1167 code for a protein of 358 amino acids. Lineage: Eukaryota; Metazoa; Chordata; Actinopteri; Anguilliformes; Anguillidae. Gene Ontology annotation, cellular component: chromatin; PRC1 complex. The record is from RefSeq and is a predicted model, not a curated record. Gene Ontology annotation, biological process: negative regulation of transcription by RNA polymerase II. Gene Ontology annotation, molecular function: chromatin binding. The transcript has 5 exons.
UCUUUGCUGGGUUAUGAGUAUUAUGGGCUGUCUGGAAUUCACCAGCUAGCCAGUGGAGAGAAAAAUAUCUAACGGUAGAUAGAAGUAAACAUGGAGCUGUCGGCUGUCGGGGAAAGGGUGUUCGCUGCCGAAUCCAUCAUCAAACGGCGAAUAAGAAGAGGUCGAUUGGAAUACCUUGUGAAAUGGAAGGGUUGGUCUCCGAAAUACAGCACCUGGGAACCGGAGGAAAAUAUAUUGGACUCCCGCCUCUUCGUCGCUUUCGAAGAGAGAGAACGUGAGAGGGAGCUCUUUGGGCCAAAAAAGAGGGGACCCAAACCGAAGACGUUUCUUCUAAGGGCUCAAGCUAAAGCCAAGGCCAAGACGUACGAGUUCCGGAGCGAAGCCGCGAGGGGGAUUCGGGUUUCGUUCCCCAGCCCAGAGCCGGUCGUUACCCCCAGAGCUCGGGAGGGCCUGCGGGCCGUGGUGCCCACCAUUUUCCCCCCCAGCACGGUCAACAGGGGGGAGAGCGUGCGGAUUCGGCCCCUGGAGCCCGCGCGGGAGCACCGGCCCGCCGCCGACAGGUUGGCCGCCGCGCCCAAGAAGAGGGGCCCGAAACCCAAGCUGCGCUUCAAAGAGGGCCUGGGCGGCGGCGGGGGCGGGGGCCCGCCCCAGGAACCCGCCAAACGGCGGUCCGAAGAGCAGGCGCACUACGGGCCGGUCAAGCUGGGCAAGCACGGCCCCCCCGAGGCGGAGAAGGCGAUUAAGCUGGCGCGGAGGCACCAGGAGGAGCCCGGCUUCGGCCAGCAGAAGCCGGGGAUGAGGGCCGCGCCCGGCGAGACCGUCCGCCACUACGGCCUGGACCGGAGCGUGUACUUGCACAGGGCCGCGCUGGACGCGCAGAACUGCCGGACUAAGGAGUGCCCGGCCGCCGCGUCCCCCCCGCAGCCCCGGCUGAAGCACCUGUCGAAGAACAGCGGCUACCAGCCCGACGGCCCUCCGAGGGACCAGCCCUCCCUCGUUGCCAAAAUCCCUGUCUCCAGGAUCCUCGGGGAGCCGGAUGAGGAUUCGUGGAGCCCCUGCCUGAGCAACGUGGAGAAGGUGGUGGUGACAGACGUGACCACAAACUUUUUGACGGUGACCAUUAAAGAGAGCAGCACAGAUCAAGGCUUCUUCAAAGACAAAAGAUGAUUCUUUUGAUUUUUCUUUUCAGGACUUUGUUUUUUUUUAAGACUUCCUUGUCAAAUUUAUUUUUGCUGGAGGAGAAAAAAAAAAAAAAAAAACCAUUUAACAUUUCAAAUGUUUCUAUGUGUAUACCUGUACAGGAAAAAAAAGAUUAUAUAUAUAUAUAUUAAUUUGUGUGUAUGUAAAUGUUAGACGUGUAUUUAAUGUAAAGACCAAAUGAAAUGAAGUCCUUGGGACUGUGUAUAUAUAUAUACACAUAUAUACAGGCAUAUAUCUUUUGUGAAGGAUUGCAUGUCAAACAUGUUGGCUUUAUGCGAAUUUGUAUGUGCACACAAAUGCAGACAUUGUAUCAUGAUUGCCGUUCAGAAGCGGGAGUGUAAUUUGUCCAAGCACGCUUUCUGCAUAAUACAGAAAUAUCACCAAUUGAGGGGGAAGCAUUGGGUGAGAUAUUGCAGAUCAAACAAAAACAUGCAAGACAGUUAACUUUUGUAUUACUCAAUGUAUUAUGUGAUUAAUUUGUAUAAUUAGUAAGGAAAACACUGGAUUAUGGAAAGUAUGUUAAUUAUUUUAAAAAAUGGCCCAGUAUUCCGGUUUGGAUUAUAUGUGAUUAAACAUCUAUAAGAUGUUUCAUCAUUGAUCUGCAUAUUCAUCCGUUCUAUGUGAUGGCAUAUUUGAGCUCUUAGUGUUACAGACGAAGUGAACGAGACAAAAAAAAAAUGUAAACUUAACUUAAAUGUAAACUUUUGCUUAUACUCAAAGACGAAGUUUUUACGUUUUAACUGUUAGAAGGUUUUGUCUUUAAAUAACAGCUUCCUGAGAUAUAUUUUAAGAAGUCGUAUAUAUCAUCAAACACUUGUCUAGGAGAAAGAUUAGAGGCACUUUUUUUUUUUGUUUCUUUUUAUCGCUUGAUGAAAUGUGCUUUGGUGGUUCCGAACCCUUUAAAUGCUUACAAUGGGCGUCUGUAUUUCACACAGCUAGUGCGGUUCUGAAACCGCAACUGACGUAAACGGCUGUAAUUUUGCUUAUGAGCCACGUUGUAGUAAAUAUUUCUGCAAAUGUA